Molecule: messenger RNA, 1306 nt
Organism: Lucilia cuprina (Australian sheep blowfly)
Lineage: Eukaryota; Metazoa; Arthropoda; Insecta; Diptera; Calliphoridae
Exons: 3
Coding region: 202-996 (264 amino acids)
Biological process (GO): protein transport
Cellular component (GO): cytoplasm
Source: RefSeq, a predicted model, not a curated record
CAACGUAUUAAAGCAAAAUGGGUCUUAUUAGACAAUAAUAACAAGCACAUUUUCUCAGGUGAUGAUAUAAAUCUUACUAUAGAAAUAGAAAGCCAAGAAGAUGUCUUUAUAGAAGAAAUAUUUAUCAAUUUUCGAGGCGAGAUUAAUGUAAAAUGGGAGGAUUUAAUAAAUAAACCUAAAGAUGGUAAAAUUAUCUAUAUUAUGCAAAAUUUUGAAGGUCAACAAAUUUGUGCAGAUAAACAUAUUAGCAUCAGAAUAUUUGACAUUCUUGGACGAGGAAAACAUCAGUAUAAUAUCAUGUUGAAUAUACCUCUACAAAUACCACAGAGUGUUGAAAGGAAAUAUGGUUGCACUAAAUAUUAUUUAGAAUUGGGGAUCUGUGACAAAUUAGGAAACAAUGUUCUCUGCAUAAUGCCUCUUGUUAUAAAACGAAUUAUAAAUAUUUGUUCUAAAUCGGAAUAUAAGCAACCUUUUCGAACUACAUUCCAAAAAACCACCUACUGGGGCAUAUGUAAUUCUCAACCUCUUCGAGUUAUUUUAAAUCUACCCACCUGUUCCUUCGUAGCCGGUGAUUCUAUUAAAUAUUUUGUUUCAAUACAAAAUUAUUCCAAUUUCAUGAAUCUACAACGUCUUUCAGUUAUACUUACACAAACUGACACCUAUAGGGCAUUAAAACCCAAAGAACGUGUUAAAAAAGUUCAUACCACUCUCAAUCUAAUGAUGCAUCAUUUCAAUAGACAAAACCAUAAUGGAAAGUUUGAAGGUUCCUUAAAAUUGCCUUAUUCUCUUAUAUCCACAUCUCAAGAAUCAUAUCUAUUCGGGAUUAGUUAUCGUUUACAGUUUAUUUUAAUCUUCAAAGGAUUUCACACAGAUGGUUAUAUAUCGUUGCCCAUAAUAGUGGAAAAUAAUAGAGAGACUUUGGAAAAAAUUGCCGAUUUUACAAGAUUGCAAAUGUAUCCAACUCCAAAAUGCGAAAAACUUGUUUGUACGGUUUAAAAUAUUCGUUUUAAACUCAUGUUUCUCUUAACCUUUUGUUAACUUUAUCUAAUGUUGUAUUUACAAAUUAUUAGCGGUUUACCUGGUUUAUUGUUGAUUGUAUUUCCGUUUGUAUGCCUUCAAAAUGUUUAUUUUGAUUCCGACAUAGACAAACACACACUAGCACAUUUAACCAUAAAUACACACACACCCCUUUUAUUGUAUUCUAUUUCCGUUUUGUCUAUUUUGAUGAACGUAAGUAUGUGUGUUUUUGUAUGAUUUCACAAAUAUUGUUGAAAUAUUUUAUUGAAUAAAUUUAUUCUAAAUCGAA